Poecilia latipinna (sailfin molly) is the source of this 813-nucleotide messenger RNA. RefSeq names its product heat shock 70 kDa protein 12A-like. The transcript has a single exon. NCBI's taxonomy places the organism in Eukaryota, Metazoa, Chordata, Actinopteri, Cyprinodontiformes, Poeciliidae. The annotation marks the transcript as partial. The record is from RefSeq and is a predicted model, not a curated record.
GGAGGAACCAUUGACAUCACUGUUCAUGAAGUCCUGGGUGGAGGAGCCCUGAAGGAGCGACACAAAGUCUCUGGAAAUAAUCUGGGAGGACAAACUGUGGACAGAAAAUUUAAGCAGUUUCUCAGAGAGAUAUUCACUGAAGGAGUCUGGGAUGAAUUUGAACAAAACUCUCUCAGUGCAGCUCAGAGAAUGAUGUAUGAGUUUAGCUAUCUAAAACAGGUAGAUAAAGAUGUUCAGAUCAGCUGUCCAAGAGCACUGGAAAAGUUAGCUAAAGACAAAUCAGGCACAGAAAACUUUGUUAAGUCAGAACUUGGUGCUUCCUGGGAUGGUGAUUUCAUCAAAAUCUCAAGAGACAAAAUGAGAUCUUUCUAUGAUGAAAGCCUGAAGGGCAUCACUGAGAAUCUCAUGGAAAUCUUUACCAGUGGUCUCAACAUCAAGUACAUUCUGUUAGUGGGUGGGUACGCUCAGAGUAAAGUUCUGCAGCAGCACAUUACUGACCAGUUUGGACAUCAGUGUAAAGUUCUGUGUCCUUUCAGAGCUCAGGAGGCGAUUCUGAGAGGAGCUGUAGAGUUUGGUAGAAACCCAAACAUUGUGGCUUCUCGUAAAAGUUCCUAUACUUAUGGAUUCGCUGUUUGUGAAAAGUUUGAUGAGAUCAAACAUAAGAAAGAAAAGAAAUUUACAGCCAAAGGUGUUGAAUGGAGUCGAGAUAUUUUCAGGAAACUGGUGGAAGAAGGUGAAGAUCUUGGUUCAGAGGAGACCAGAAAGUUCUUAUGUUCUCCAGCAAAAGAUGACCAGAAACAGAUGAAACUGAGA